AUGGCAGUAAAUCUACGUAAAGAGUUACCUGGAUGGGAGCAGGCGUCGGGCAACUCCACUUACCAUCAAUCUUGCGAGUUGGAGUCUCGCGUUUAUCAGGCGCCGCGGUGCGACACGGGCCGGCGCGGGGGCGGCGCGGGGCCGGCGCGCCGUGGAGCAACGCGCGCUAAGUGGCUCGCACACACUGCGGUAACUGCUAUAACUUUAAAGCCGAGAACUCUAAGGAAACGUGAGUUACCCGCUUCUUUGUCUUAA
Messenger RNA from Arctia plantaginis, 255 nucleotides. NCBI's taxonomy places the organism in Eukaryota, Metazoa, Arthropoda, Insecta, Lepidoptera, Erebidae. The record is from the annotation of a GenBank genome assembly.